Gastrolobium bilobum is the source of this 1030-nucleotide messenger RNA. RefSeq names its product protein DEHYDRATION-INDUCED 19 homolog 6-like. NCBI's taxonomy places the organism in Eukaryota, Viridiplantae, Streptophyta, Magnoliopsida, Fabales, Fabaceae. The transcript is spliced from 5 exons. Bases 238 to 807 code for a protein of 189 amino acids. The record is from RefSeq and is a predicted model, not a curated record.
UCAAUCUUUUUGUGUGACAGAAAAGAGUUUGAGAAUGGAGUGUCAGAAGACUAAGAAAUGAGUAAGCAAAACACGACCACACCAAUCUGAGCUUGAUGAAGUGAUGGCUGAUGAUGAUGAUGUUGAUGGGAAAACAAGUUCCGCUGUUUCCCUUGAGAAUCCAGAGACUUCAAGCCUCAACAAAAUCCAUCACUUUCUGACCCUUAUCCCCAGGUAGAAGAAGAACCCCCUAACAUCAUGGACUUGGAUUUCAGGGCUUCUACUCUUCAUUCUGCCAAUCACCUCUCUUCUGUCCAUGCUGCUCGGCUUCACUUUGAAAAUUAUUCAGUGUACAAUAACACAGACGAGGAUGAUGAUGCCCAAUCUCUUUUCCAAUGUCCUUCCUGUGAUUUUGAGCUUGAAAUGCCUGUGCUUCGUACCCGUUUGGAACAGGUGCAAUGCUAUGACCCAAAAAAUAUGGUUUGUCCUGUGUGUGAUGAAUAUUUAGGGGAGGAUGCAAUCAAGGUUGCACCACAUUCAAGCUCACGAAAGCGGACUUGGAAGCCUACAAAAUCCAGCACAUGGUAUGGUAAUUAUACAACGCUUGAGGAGAAACUUGCUGCUUGGACUAAAAAACAAGAACCAGUGCCUGUUCCAAACCCUAGUGAUAUCCACCCAGAUGAAGAUUCCUUCAGCGAUACCUCAGACAUUUCUGUUGAAAAAAGCUAUGAGACAGAUGCACUGGAUACGGGUGAUGAGGAGGAUCAUGAAGAGAGAAGGCAGAGGGCAUCUUUUGUUCAAGAGUUGGUAUUAUCAACUCUAUUCUAGGAAAUAUAGUCUUAGAAUUUUCAGACACAGUCAUGCAUUGCUAGAAGCUGCGUACAUUUUCAGAUAGCCUUGAUGCUCGUAAAAACAGGCAUGGUUUUUAAUGUGAUGCAUGAGUUUUGGAUAACUAAUCUAUGCAUUGGGUGUUCUUAAAGGUAGUAAACUGGAUGGUUGCCUCCUUUUGUGGCCAUGAGUUAUUGAACUAUUUAUUGAAUAUUUUACUUCU